Molecule: messenger RNA, 1536 nt
Organism: Rattus norvegicus (Norway rat)
Lineage: Eukaryota; Metazoa; Chordata; Mammalia; Rodentia; Muridae
Gene: Ndufv3
Product: NADH:ubiquinone oxidoreductase subunit V3
Exons: 4
Coding region: 88-1464 (458 amino acids)
Cellular component (GO): mitochondrial inner membrane; mitochondrion; respiratory chain complex I
Source: RefSeq, marked validated
ACGUGACGCGGGGCCGAGCCUCGGGUUGUGCGGGUGCACGCUCAGGUUACGUACCUAGGUGCGACCUCGGCGCUGGGCGUCUGUACCAUGGCGGUCUCUCUCCUGCUGCGGGGAGGACGAAUCCGGGCGCUGAAGGCUGCCCUUCUCGAGGCAAAGGUGUUCCGAGGAGAACUGGCUUCUACAGUGCCCCUGUCUACAGAGUCCGAGAAUAAUAAAAAGGCGGCAGGACCAACUAGCAAGACGGAAAGUGUGUUCAAAGAUGUGGUGGGAGCAGAGGAGAGGGCCAAGCUCCUAGACACUCACACAGCAGCGGCACUGUCCAAAAGCUCCCCUCCACCCAGUUCUUACCCAUCAGUGGAGAACACAGGUGGGGCUGUCGCAGGCCUGCCGCUCACAGACUUGUCAAGAAAGACUUUGGUAGCGUUUCCUCAGAAAGUUACGCCUCCACCGCAUGCCUGGGCUUCUGACUCGGAGGCUCGGCGGCAUGUCCAGAAAGUGACGAAAGAUUCAUCUUCAUCUUCCUCAUCCAGCUCCUCAGAUUCAGACUCUGAUGGGGAGGAACAUGGCUCCGACAUUGGUCCCCGAGUGGCAAGCAAAAGCAAGGCAGGGUUUUCCAAACCUGAGGCUUCUCGUCCCUCGAAGAACGGAGCCCCUAAGAUCACAGUUUUUGCAAAAGAGAAGGCCAAGGUGCAGAAGCCACACACAGAUGUCACCUACCCAGAGAAGCCCCUGCAGCCUAAGAAGAAAGGGACUUUCACCAAGCCUGUAGAAGAUAGUAAAGAAACCAGGUCCAAGCUCAUGACAUCCAAGCCACAGUCCAGUGAGGUUUUGGAGCAAAAAAUGAAGGAAAAACAGCACCAGGGAAAACGGAGACCAGACAAGACAGGAAAGGAAAGCACAGAGCUGUUUGAAGCUGAAGGAAUUUUACCCGGCCACAGGAAAGCCAGAGUUUCCACACAGCCCACAACCGGAACACAAGAGGCCAGCGCAGAACUCCGGCCAGCCGCUGCCCCCGAGUCGGGAGCUAGACAGGAAGCCAAAGGGCCAGAGCUCGAAUGGAAGACCGCUUCUCCCCUGGUCAGAAAAGAAAGCCUGGAGAAGCAGGUGCCAGAAGGGAGCUUCCAGGCGGAGGAGGAGACCUCAGGAGAUCAGACACUAGGGAGAUAUUCGAAGACAGUUCCUGUUGAGGAGAAAAAUACCUUUGGAGAGAGAGCUGGACCACAACUGGAGGGGACGUUCCAGGCGCCAGCCGGCGAAGCCCCGCCCACUGAUGCAGGCCCACCCCAGGAAGCCCCAGGCGACACACAGGAGCCCACACUGGUUCCCGAGUCGAGUGACACCACCACCUACAAGAACCUGCAGCAUCAUGAGUACAACGCAUUCACCUUCCUAGACCUGAACCUGGACCUCUCCAAGUUCAGGCUGCCACAGCCGUCUUCGGGACGAGAGUCGCCCCGGCACUGAACUCAACUCAGGGUAGACCCCCGUGUGGUCCCUUGAAUUCUUGCCUGUGAGAAUAAAAGUCAGAGGCACAAA